GCUAGAUAUGCCUCUCGUCACGGAUCCCGAGAUCUUCGCGGCUGCAGAGUUCGACUAUGUCGUCAUCGGGGGCGGCACUGCAGGACUCGUCGUUGCAUCCAGGCUGACGGAAGAUCCAAGCAUCAAGGUCGGUGUGAUCGAAGCAGGGGAGUGGCACAAGGACGAUCCCAAGGUCAAUAUUCCUGGACUGGCUGGUCAAACAAUGGGGGAUCCGAAAUAUGAUUGGUCAUUUCUGUCUGUACCUCUGAGCGAAUGCGAGGGAAGACAAGCUUUCAUACCGAGGCGAGUAGGCAAGGGACUCGGUGGUUCUUCUAUGUUGAAUUUGCUUGGACUGAACCGUGCCUCCGCCGCUGAGUAUGAUGCCAUUGAGCAACUUGGAAACCCUGGUUGGAACUGGCAGUCGUUCCUCAAAUACAUGAAGAAGUCCGAAACAGCACUGCCGAUAUCAGCUUCCAUACCCACUCACCAAGCGAUCCCGCCGCCCUCGACGGAAUUACAUGGAACCUCUGGACCCAUCGUGAAGGCGUAUUACCCGCCGUGGUGGUCUUCCGUGCAAGAACCCUUCUUCCAAACCUUGGAAUCGUUCGGCGUCGCGGCCAACGCGGAACCGGGAAACGGGCAUAAUCUCGGUGCGUCAAAGUCAUUCGCUACCAUUGAUGCCAAGGGUAUACGGACCUACUCGGUCAACUAUCUCGAGCCUCACUUGGACAGGCCGAACCUUUCUAUCAUCACCGGCGCUCACGCGACCAGAGUCGUUCUGCGCAAGUCGGACGAUGGUCAAUCCGUACUCGCAGAAGCAGUGGAAUUCACCGUUUCCGGCAAUCAGCGACGAUACACCACUAAGAAGGUUACUAGGGAAGUCGUCCUGUCAGCUGGAACCUAUCAGACACCCCAACUCCUCGAACUUUCUGGCAUCGGGAACAAGCAAAUCUUGGAGAAAUUCGGCAUCGAAUGUCUUCUCGACCUGCCCACGGUGGGAGAAAACAUGCAGGAUCAUGUGUAUGCACUGUCCAUCCAUGAGAUCGACCCGAAGCACCUCACCCUGGAGGCGUUGUCCGAUCCUCUGGAGCUAUCGCACCAACAAGAACUCUAUAAAACGUUGCAAGGCAUGCUCGCGUCAGCGAUAGCAGUCGUAUUCGCCUAUCUACCAUCACAGACGUUCUUAUCGGCGGAUGAGCUGGUUACUGCCCACCAGGAGCGUCUAAUGUCGCAGGGCGAACAGAAGCUCCAGGAUAUCUUCCCCGGACUCCGCAAACAGCUAGAACUGCAACGAAAAUGGCUCCUAGAUGCCGCGCACGCAAAUGCAGAAUUGAUUCCGUUUCCUGGUUUCUUUCCUAUGCCUGGGCAUGUUGCGGAGGCUGGGAAACGGUAUAGCAGCAUGGUCUCCGCUCUCAUGCACCCGUUCUCUCGUGGUAGCGUACAUAUCGCGUCUGCGGAUCCUACAGUCCCUCCUGCGAUUGAUCCGGCCUACUUCACCAACCCUAUCGAUCUUCAGCUGCUGAAGGCGAUACUCAAGUUCACGCUGAAGCUCUACGACACCCCACCUUUCUCAAAUCUCGUCAAAGCACGUGUGGCGCCGCAGCUAGACUCGAAGGACGAGGCGGCACAGGACGAUGUUCUGGAGCAACACAUCAAGAGCACCGGCGGUGCAGUCUAUCAUCCCAUCGGAACGGCGAACAUGAUGCCGCGUGAGGAUGGAGGAGUGGUGGAUCCGCAGCUGAAGGUGUACGGGACGGCGAACCUGCGCGUCGUUGAUGCUUCCAUCAUUCCCAUUCAAAUUUCGUGUCAUACGCAGUCCAUCGUGUAUGCGAUAGCAGAGAGGGCUGUCGAUAUCAUCCUGGAGCAAAACUGAAUACUCAUGGCUCUCAACUUGAAGAUCGUGUUCUUUUCGAGCUAUCUGACUGUUAUCUUACCAAGCUAUUCCGGGAUGUAUGCGGCUCGCGGUGUUAUGCAUUCUUCGUCGAC
This is a messenger RNA of Punctularia strigosozonata HHB-11173 SS5, 1965 nucleotides long. Its product is annotated as alcohol oxidase. Gene Ontology annotation, molecular function: flavin adenine dinucleotide binding; oxidoreductase activity, acting on CH-OH group of donors. Bases 8 to 1852 code for a protein of 614 amino acids. Lineage: Eukaryota; Fungi; Basidiomycota; Agaricomycetes; Corticiales; Punctulariaceae. The record is from RefSeq and is a predicted model, not a curated record. The transcript has 18 exons.